CUUCCGGUUGGAAGUGCGGAUGUGCUGCAGAUUCGUCUGUAUUUGUGGCCGAUUACUUCCCUUCUGUAAUUUUUAGUCGGUACUUUUUCAAAGAAGUCAACAAAGGGAGACUUCUCCACAAGAUUUACCCCCAAGAAUCUCUUGGUUUUUGUGUCAGUCGGAGCGACACGACAUAAUUUUACGAAGACGGCCAUUUUGUGAAAAAAAAGAAGCAGAAGUUCCCGUUGUCAAAGAAUUUGACGUGCCAUCCGCUCUUUGCGGCGUGGAUGUCUCAGUACAACUCCGGCUCUGACUCGGAACACUGCAACGAGAGGACCAGCCUGAUGGAGGUACAGGUGGACGUGCGAUCCGGGGUGGGGGAGGCCGUCACCACACAGAGGGUGUCCAGGAGCAGUGGCCGCCGAAGUCAGCAAAUCCAGGAAAGCACACCAGGUGGGGCAGAGGGAAGAGAGGCAGGGGAUGGAGGAGAGGAUCAUGGGAUCAGACACAGGGAGGAUGAGGAGGAGGAGGACACAGAGAUGACCCUGAAGUACGGAGCCAAACAUGUCAUCAUGCUGUUCGCUCCCGUCUCCCUCUGCAUGGCUGUUGUCGUGGCGACCAUCAGUUCCAUUACUUUCUACACGGAAAAGAAUGGCUACCUAAUCUACACACCUUUCCACGAGGAAGGCGCGUCCACAGCCAGCAAAGUUGGCGACUCCCUGGCCAACGCUGCCAUCAUGGUUGGGGUCAUCCUAGUCAUGACUGUCUUCCUGGUCAUCCUGUACAAGUACAGGUGUUACAAGUUUAUCCAUGGCUGGCUGAUCCUGUCCUCACUGAUGUUGCUGUUCCUGUUUGCAUACAUAUAUCUGGGUGAGGUCCUCCAGGCCUACAACAUCCCCUGUGACUACAUCACCCUGGCCAUCGUGAUGUGGAACUUCGGAGCGGUGGGGAUGGUGUGUAUCCACUGGAAAGGCCCCCUGCUGCUGCAGCAGGCUUACCUCAUCGUCAUCUCCGCUCUCAUGGCGCUGGUCUUCAUCAAGUACCUGCCUGACUGGACUACCUGGUUCAUUCUGGGGGCCAUCUCACUAUAUGACCUUGUUGCAGUGCUGUGCCCCAAAGGUCCCCUGAAGGUUCUGGUGGAGACAGCCCAGGAGAGGAACGAGCCCAUCUUUCCCGCGCUCAUCUACUCCUCUACAAUGAUGUGGUUCGUGGGCAUGGCGGAUUCCGACCCAGAGGCCAAGAAGAAGAAGAAAAAGAAGAAGAAGAGGCGUGCCGAGGGCGACGCCCAGGCCGCAGGUGGUUUUAGACUCCUCGAUAAUGAAGCUGGGAGCACAGGGGACGAUGCUGACGCUUUUGACUCAGCCCCAGCAGGUGCUGUAGGUGGUGAGGAGGAGGGAGGGUUCGGACCAGACUGGAACGAGUCCCGCGGAUUCCAGCCCACUCGCCGACCGAACAGGGGCGGGAACGCGUCCGAUGCCUCCGUAAACAGCGAGGACGCACGGCAAGCUGCGCAGAAUCUGUCUAACGGGAGAUUGUCACCUAGUGGGAAUCAACAACAACAACAACAACAGAUGGAAGAAGACGAAGAUGAGGAAGAAAGGGGUGUAAAGCUGGGACUGGGAGACUUCAUCUUCUACAGUGUUCUUGUUGGGAAGGCUUCAUCCAACGGGGACUGGAACACAACCCUAGCCUGCUUUGUGGCCAUUCUUAUCGGCCUGUGUCUGACCCUGCUGUUGUUAGCGAUCUUCAAGAAGGCGCUGCCUGCUCUCCCCAUCUCCAUCACGUUUGGACUCAUCUUCAACUUUGCCACAGCCAACCUGGUCACACCCUUCACAGAUGCGCUGGCCAGUCAGCAAGUCUAUGUGUAGGGUGUUAGCGAAUGACAUAAUUACUCUGGCUGGGGUAAAUAAUGUACAUUUUGUAUGUCACAAAGCAGUUACUCAAGCAACUAGAGAUGAUUUUGAAAAUGGUUUACGUUUCAGGUAGAAUCCACUACAGUACAGGCAGCGAAAUACACAUCAAGUUUUGCAGAAUGUCCUUUCUAGUAAUUUUGCAAAAUUUGGCGGUACUAUACAUAUAUAUUGUACAUAUACCUUUCAUCAAUGGCACUGAGUAGAUCUGUUGAAGAGCAAGAGUUUUGCCAAUUUGAAUAAUUGGGUAUAAAAUCUGCUUUUCAAUCUGCGUUUCUGAUGAAAGACAGUGGAUGCUGUCUGAAAUGUCUGACUGUUUCCAAGAUCAUACCCAGUUGCUUUUUGGCAUAUCUUAUUACCUGGAUGUCUAACUUUCAUCGACGUGAAUAAUGUAUGUAUUGUAGUUUUGAGCACUGUAGGAUUUAAAAUCUGUUCAGGCAUUUGUAAUAUAUCCAGUGCAAUCAGAUCAACACCAGUCAUUAUUGCAAUGUUGUACAUGUACAUGCUUCUGUUGUUGAGUUUUUUGGGGGGGAGGGGGGUACAACAUUCACCAAAGUAAAACUGAUGAUCUGGGCUUUUAGUCUAACCCUCGCAAGACAGGGAACAACUGAAGAUUAACUGGAUAGUGAUUAACUGUACGUACAUUUACCGCACCUUCAAGGACCUGGAGCAUACGGGGUAAAUGUGAAAUGUGCCACAAUACAGUUAAACCUGCUCAAGACGACUACCCAGGGCAGCAGGCAAAUAUUGUCGUCUUGGACAGGUGGUCGGUUCGAAGAGUAUCAACUCACAACAUGCUCGAGGCAUUGUUUAAAUGAUUUCAGUUGUGUUCAAUGGUAAAUAACAAGCCCAUGCACUCAAAGAAAAUUGUCAUCGAGGUGUCAAAGUCCGCACAAACCAGACGAUUUUGGCACAAAAUCACAGUGGUCGAAAAUCGAUGACACCUCAAGCUUGACGCAGUCAUAAUGGGCAGGGAUUUGGUCAUGUGCUGUCCCAAUUUUGGUGGCCGCAUUGGUCUGGCCUGGCAGGUGGUCGUCUUGAAAAGGUAGCGAGGAAAAAAGGUUGCAACGACCAGGUGUUCCGUUUGAAGAGGUGGUCACUUGGACAGGUUUGACUGUACUCAAUGUCAUCAGGAUAAAUAUAGAGCAAGAUUUUAUCAAAAUCUCCUUGAAUAGAUCAUAUUCUAUCAUAGAUGAUUCAAAAUGUCUUAAAAGUAUCUGUUGGUUGUCUAAGAUCAUGUUUGUAAUGGAUAUGUAGUAUACUAAUCGAUCGUUAUUCAUUAUGAUGUGUAUUUUCAACUUCAAGCCACUUUUGUAAAUUUAGCUUUUAUUAGAACUUGAAUUUGAGUGGUAUUGUACAAUGUUGAUAUAUGAUUGUGCUGAUAUACUCUUUGUAAAUGUGCAGUUUGAUUUGAUCAUAUUAGAGGCUACUGAACACAUAAUGCUAAGGCAGAAUUAUAUACAAGAAAUAUGAUGAAGACUGGAUAUUUCUCAUUUUUGUCAAAUCUCUGAUUGGGAAAGAAAACAUCAAGAUUACAACAUUCCAAGUUGCGACACAUUUCCUAAAAAGGACUGUUCCAAAAAAGUACAGACACCUAGUCUGUAUUGUAUUAUUAUGUCUUCACAAGCAAUAAAUACCUGCACACAUUUUGUGGACAUGUUGCA
This is a messenger RNA of Branchiostoma floridae (Florida lancelet), 3553 nucleotides long. RefSeq names its product presenilin-2-like. Gene Ontology annotation, molecular function: aspartic endopeptidase activity, intramembrane cleaving. Gene Ontology annotation, biological process: membrane protein ectodomain proteolysis; Notch receptor processing; negative regulation of apoptotic process. The coding region runs from base 267 to 1847 and encodes 526 amino acids. Gene Ontology annotation, cellular component: neuronal cell body; cell surface; dendritic shaft. The record is from RefSeq and is a predicted model, not a curated record. NCBI's taxonomy places the organism in Eukaryota, Metazoa, Chordata, Leptocardii, Amphioxiformes, Branchiostomatidae. The transcript has 10 exons.